Brassica oleracea var. oleracea is the source of this 1475-nucleotide messenger RNA. Its product is annotated as UPF0481 protein At3g47200. The record is from RefSeq and is a predicted model, not a curated record. Lineage: Eukaryota; Viridiplantae; Streptophyta; Magnoliopsida; Brassicales; Brassicaceae.
UUACAAAAAUUCGACGACGGCUAAAUCAAGAAAAUAAAAUAUAUUUGAAGUCUUCCACCUAACCAGAAGACGAUCUAAGGUGGGUUAGAACUUUAAAGAUUUAGAUUAAUGGAUCCACAGACACAACAGAACGCCGCAGAAAACAGCCACGCUCCCAUUCCGACAUCAGUCGUAGUAGACAUACAUCGCUUAACUUCAGAAGACACUGAUCCUAAGCUUCUGAGAGAAUCAGCUGGUUCAGAGUCAUGUUGCAUCGUGAGAAUCCCACACAGCCUCGCGCGGAUCAACCUCAAAGCAUACGAACCCAAGAUUGUCUCCAUCGGUCCUUACCACCACGGCAAGGAACAUCUCAAAAUGGCCCAGCAGCAUAAACGCAGGUUCUUGAAGUUCUUGGUGGCUAAAAUGCAAGAAAAUGGAACUGAUCCUCAAGAAUUAGUCAACGCUGUAUCCACUUUGGAAGGAGAUAUAAGAGGUUCUUACUCGGAGGAUCUUGGUUAUGAAUCUGAAAAGUUGGUUGAGAUGAUGGUUCUUGAUGGUUGCUUUAUCCUCACGUUGUUCUUGAUAGUUUCUGGCAAAGUUGUUUACACUAAUCUUGAUGAUCCCAUUUUCAGAAUGCCAUGGAUCUUGCCGUCGAUUCGAGCCGAUCUUCUCCUUUUGGAGAACCAGGUUCCUUAUGUUCUUCUUCAAACGCUUUUCGAAACAUCGAAUUUAGUUACUAAUAGCUGUUUAAACGAGCUAGCGUUUGAGUUCUUCGACUACUCAUUACAAAAACCAGAAACGUUUUGGGCAAAACAUUAUAGUCUCGAAGCCAAACAUCUUCUUGACUUGAUACGCAAGACAUUUGUCCCUGUUACUUGUCAAAGAAGCAUCAAAGAAGCUAAUGGUUUUCUUGGAUUCGUUUUAUCAGCCAAGAAGCUUCACCUUAGAGGAAUCAAAUUCAAACGAAGGAUGAACACAGACUCAAUCUUAGACAUAAGGUUUAGUAACGGUGUGCUUCAUAUUCCUCCAGUAGUCAUGGAUGAUUUCACGGUGUUCUUAAACUGUGUAGCCUUUGAGCAGUUAUAUGCAGAUUCAUCAAACCACAUAACGAGCUACGUAGCGUUCAUGGCUUGUCUUAUAAACGAAGAGAGUGAUGCAGCGUUUCUUAGUGAGAGAAGGAUUCUUGAGAACUAUUUUGGAACAGAGGAAGAAGUGUCUAGGUUUUAUAAAAGCAUUGGCAAAGAUGUUGCUUUGGACUUAGAGAGGAGUUACUUAGCGAAGGUGUUUGAAGGGGUUAAUGAGUAUAGUUCUAAAGGGUUCCAUGUUCAUUGCGCAGAGUUUGUUCACACUCAUUUUGAUAGUCCAUGGACAUUUGCAUCGUCCUUUGCAGCUUUGUUGCUUCUUAUGUUUGCGGCUUUACAGGUUUUCUUUGCAGCUUAUAGUUAUUUCCAACCUCCAAAAGAUCAGUGAGAGGUAACUGUAAUUUACUUGUUAUA